AUGCAUACAUCAAGCCUCCUCGCAUCUCUCCUCCCCGCCGCAGGAGCCCUGGCCCAAUACGGCUACGGCGCCCAAGAAUCCUCCACAAACACCGCUUCCGCCGCCGCCGCGUCCUCUUCUUCCACAACCAGCAUCGCCGGAGUCCACGUCGUCAAGGUCGGCGACGGCGGCCUCACCUUUGAGCCCAACACCAUCACCGCCGCCGUUGGCGAAGUCAUCGAGUUCCACUUUUACCCGCGCGCUCACUCCGUCGCUCAGUCCGCCUUUGACUCGCCAUGCCAGCCGCUCACCAACGGAUCCACGACGGGCUUCUUCAGCGGUCCGGUGCAGGUCGCGUCUGGUGUCGGGUCUGAGGUUUUCACGGUUGAGGUCAAGGAUACGAAUCCCAAGUGGUUCUAUUGUGCUACUGGCCAGCAUUGCCAAGGUGGCAUGGUUGGUGUUAUUAACGCUCCUGCCAGCGGUGCAAGAACCAUUGAGCAAUACGCCCAGGCCGCCGCCGCCGCGCAGUCUAACGUCGCUCCCAGUGCAACCGGCGGCGGCACUCUCGGCUCCGCGGCCACCGGCAGUCCCAGCUCUGCUUCGAGCACUCCCUCCGCCUCAUCCUCAUCGCAGCCCAGCGCUGGUAUCGAGGCCCGUGGCGAUGUUCGCUGGGGUCUGCUCAGCUUGGGUAUGGCUGCUGCUGGUGUUGUCGGUGGACUUCUUAUCUAA
Messenger RNA from Colletotrichum godetiae, 708 nucleotides. Its product is annotated as Cupredoxin. Lineage: Eukaryota; Fungi; Ascomycota; Sordariomycetes; Glomerellales; Glomerellaceae. The transcript has 2 exons. The coding region runs from base 1 to 708 and encodes 235 amino acids. The record is from RefSeq and is a predicted model, not a curated record.